UCAGGUACAGUAGUAGUCCAACAGCUAAUGUCAGUGAUGAUUAGCAAACAUGAAGAGUUGUUUCCCAGGGAUGCAGACCCUCAGAUGGGACCUGAGGUAUGCAACAACAACAAUGAAAUGCCAAAGAAAGCUAUUGCAGGGCAGCUACAGAACAAAGAGAAUAACAACACCAAGGAGACAGCAGUGAGGCGCUGCUCUUGGGACAAACCUGAGUCUCCCCAAAGAGAAAGCGUGGACAAUAAGUCUCCACCUGCUUUGCCAGGCAGCAAGACAAAUAGCCCCAGGAACAGCAUCCAGAAACUGGAUGUCACAAGAAGUCCACCACUCAUGGUGAAAAAAAAUCCUGCUUUUAAUAAAGGCAGUGGCAUAGUCACCAAUGGGUCCUUCAGCAGCUCUGCAGAGGGCCCUGAGAAGAGCCAGACCUUACCAACCUGUGCCCUGCAAACCAGGAGGACGUCAUCCCUGAAAGGCCCGGUGACUAAGAUGGGCACACACAGCGUGCAGAAUGGAGGUGUACGGAUGGGUGUUUCCAGUGCAGACGGGCACAGCAACACCCUCAACAGCCGGACCCCGGGCUGGGUGCCCAAUGGCUACGUCACUCUGAGGGACAACAAACAGAAGGAAUCAGUGAGCGAGUCAGGCCAGCACAACAGGCUUUCCACCUAUGACAAUGUCCACCAGCAGUUCACUAUGGUGAACUCUGAUGACAAACAGAGUGUGGACAGUGCCACCUGGUCAACGUCCUCCUGUGAAAUAUCUCUCCCUGAGCACUCCAACUCCUGUCGUUCAUCCACCACCACCUGCCCUGAGCAGGACUUCUAUGCGGGUAACUUCGAAGACUCUGUGCUGGAUGGACCACCACACGAAGAACUUUCUAAUCCAGGUGACUAUGAGCACAAAAAUGACAGAAGGAGUGUGGGGGCCCACAGCAGCCAAGCCACAAGCAGCAGCGAUAACAGUGAAACAUUUGUGGCCAACAGUACCAACAAUCACAGUGCUUUGCACAGCCUGGUGUCCAGCUUGAAGCAAGAGAUGGCCAAGCAAAAACUAGAGUAUGAGACAAGGAUAAAAAGCUUGGAGCAGAGAAAUCUCACUCUGGAGACGGAAAUGAUGGCCCUGCAUGAAGAACUGGAUCAAGAGCGGAAGAAAUUCACAAUGGUAGAAAUCAAAAUGCGUAAUGCAGAACGGGCCAAGGAAGACGCAGAGAAGAGGAAUGAUAUGUUGCAGAAGGAAAUGGAGCAGUUUUUCUCCACUUUUGGAGAACUGACAGUGGAGUCUCGCAGACCAGAAAGAGGCAACACCAUCUGGAUCCAGUGAACACUGGAAGCAUAGACUGUGGGACUUGGGGGAAGGGCUUGUGGGUAUUGUACUGUAUCAGGUGGCUGGUCACCUGUUUGAGGCUAGUACUCAACAUAAUGUUAUAAACCCUUGAAGGAAGAAAUCAUAUAGACAUUAACCACUCGUAUCUGCAGUGUGUACUUAUCAAAUUAUACUCUUUGAAUGCUUCAUGAGACUACUGUCAAGUGUUACAACUGGAUACGUGUGUAUAAAUUUUUAAAAAAUCACCUUAGAGAGCAGGAGAUGUAUUUCAAGAAAUAUUUUAAUGCAAGUCUUGUAUUUAAACUGGUAAAUUGAAAUGUUGUUGCAAUCAAGCUUUAUAUCAAGGCUUUUCUCCCUUGCACUUAACAUAAUAAGCUAUUUUUGGCAUUGUAUUACCGACCAUCAGCUUAUUUUGUAUAUCAAAUGUUUCUUGGUUUUGUUGUUUUUUGUUACCCCAUUUGCUUGGAGAGUGAAGAUAAAGAGAUGUGUUAAGG
Messenger RNA from Apaloderma vittatum (bar-tailed trogon), 1814 nucleotides. RefSeq names its product Rho GTPase activating protein 24 (gene ARHGAP24). The annotation marks the transcript as partial. Gene Ontology annotation, cellular component: focal adhesion. The transcript has 2 exons. The record is from RefSeq and is a predicted model, not a curated record. Lineage: Eukaryota; Metazoa; Chordata; Aves; Trogoniformes; Trogonidae. Gene Ontology annotation, molecular function: GTPase activator activity. Gene Ontology annotation, biological process: wound healing, spreading of epidermal cells; negative regulation of Rac protein signal transduction; negative regulation of ruffle assembly.